UAUAAUGAGGCCGAGCUGGGCGCCAACAGACCAGGAAGUCCAAAUUCUAGGUUCGCUUUCACUGCUUCCCAUAAUUGUCAGUGUGAGUCUGGUUCCGAAAAUGGAGUCACAGUCGUAUCUUCCCGUACAACCCGGUGUGUGCAUGGAAGAAAAUUUCUUUUCCUUGGACGAUAUUUUGCUUUCCCACCAGCGACUUCCUAUCCGCACCGAAGUUUCUUUUCCUCGGCUUGGAUUCCUCGAAAAAUCGAGCGACUCGCCCGAUAUUCCCAUGGGUACAAAAAUGGAGUUGCCUUUGUGGCUGUCCAAGGGUUUGUAUGAGCAGAACAAAAGGAUGCUGUCAGUCGAGCUCCCCAAGGUUUAUCGAGAAGGCUGGAGGACGGUUUUCAAUGCAGACCCUAAUGUUGUGGAUCUACACAAGUUGGGGCCUUACUAUUAUGGCCUGGGAUCCCAGAUGCUGCACUUUGACAGUCCAGAGAACCCAGAAAUUGCACAGACGUUGCUACAGACAUUCAUUGGGCGUUUCAGGCGGACGAUGGACUCUUCUCAGAACGCUUACAAUGAGGACACCUCGGCGCUAGUGGAACGUCUAGACUGUCUUGAGAAGACGCUGUUUGUGUCGGGGCAAUGCGGCCUCAACAGCUUCCAGGGCUGGGAGAAAGGACAAGCCUCCCAGCUCUCUGCCUCAAACCUGGUGCUCAAUUACCGCAAGCGGAAGAUAACAGAUGUGCAGUCGUGACCUUGCCUGCUCUCGAGUGUACACGUCAGCAACAGACUCUUCACGCUUCUUGUCCUGCAGAGACUCUUCUCCCUGAUUCGUAUAAUACACAUUCCUUCGAUGGGCGCUCUUCCCAAUGUACUCUGGCUUCUUCCCACUUUCCAGAAACAUGUAUUGGGUUCAUUGAAGACUAAAAAUUGCCGUGUGUGUCUCACAUGCAAUGACAGGCUUAACUUUGAAACACAAAACAUAUCUGUGAGAGACAUGCUCCAUGGGCAAGCUCUGGGAAUAAAUCUACUGUUUCUGAAUA
Hippocampus zosterae (dwarf seahorse) is the source of this 1025-nucleotide messenger RNA. It is a transcript of the gene gins3, whose product is annotated as GINS complex subunit 3. The record is from RefSeq and is a predicted model, not a curated record. Gene Ontology annotation, cellular component: GINS complex. Gene Ontology annotation, biological process: mitotic DNA replication initiation. Lineage: Eukaryota; Metazoa; Chordata; Actinopteri; Syngnathiformes; Syngnathidae. The transcript is spliced from 3 exons. Bases 5 to 736 code for a protein of 243 amino acids.